This is a messenger RNA of Colletotrichum fioriniae, 2025 nucleotides long. NCBI's taxonomy places the organism in Eukaryota, Fungi, Ascomycota, Sordariomycetes, Glomerellales, Glomerellaceae. The record is from RefSeq and is a predicted model, not a curated record.
AUGGCCGACGACCGGCGUGACAGCUCCGAGAAACCACCCUCGGCGCGGGAUGGUCAGAACUCGAGCACAAGUCCAACUCAAACACCGACCCAAUUGCAGAACCAGACUCAAGACGCCCGACCGCCGCCCAAGAAGCGCAGACGCGUGUGCGACCGAGACCUCCCAUGCGCCAACUGCAAGUCGCGCAACAAACAGGAUGCCUGCAAGUACGAAACGGGUGCGCCUACGGCGAAAGACAACCGCAAGCCGGACGGCGAAGGCGCAAGAUCGACACAUGUUCAGAGCCUCUCCAAUGCCGCCGCGAACUGGGGCUACUCGCAAGCUGGAGCUUCCACGCUCGGUCUGAUGAGGAAAAUCGAAAGCGCCAACGGCGAUGGCCAGUUGUCGCAUCUCGGCGGCGCGGCCCACGUCGAGGACCAGUUCGCGACCAAGGAACGAUACAAGUCGCUGAUCAGACAGCUGCCGGCGAAGGGGUACAUUGAAAAGCUCAUUGACGUAUACUUUCACGAGUUCAACCACCAGUAUUAUGCUCUCGAGGAGGAUCUCUUCAAGGACCAGUUUGCCGAGUGGUCCAACAUUCCCUUUAGCGUACUUUCCAACUCUGGACCACAGGCGCUCUCGCCUGACCUGCGAGUAUUUCCCGCGCUGCUAUUCCAAGUAUUGGCGACGGCCUUGUUGACCCUGCCGGAAGGAUCGCAAGACUUCUACGAUCAUCUCAAGUAUGCUGGGAACAUGACUUUCGAGGACCUUGCCGCGGACUACAGCGAAUCUGGCGUCGGCAUUUUGUCACUGCUUGGUAAGCGGCAAAUCACUCUCACAACAGUCCAGGCCGACUUUCUUCGAGCUGCGUUUCUCAAGUACAUGGCAAAGGUUACGGAAUCGUGGCAUGCCAUUGGCAGCGCCAUUCGAGAUGCUCAAGAGAUUGGCAUGCACCGGGAUAGCCUGGAUCCUUCCCCGGCCAGUGAUGACACUGGCGAUAUGCUCGAGAACAUGUGGCUGAUUCAGCGGAGGAGAAAGCUUUACAUGGUCCUCAUGACAUGGGACAUCCACUGUGCGCUUGUGCUUGGACGUCCUGGCAGCAUCGACUGGCGUAUACUCCCGCCCAGUCUGCCAAUAGACGCGCCUCCGCCAAAAGACCGCCGCAAGACGCCAAUUGCGCCAAGGGAUGACGAGAGAGACCCUCCAACCCCGUUGACUAAGAGCAUAUGGGCUUUCAAGCUCGUUGGCCCAAUGCGCGAGAUUCUCGAGCUUGAGCACGACGGUCCGUGUCCGAAAGACUACUCCAAGGUCGACCGGGUACACCAGAUAUGUAUGGAACUCGACGAGGCCACACCCGCAUACUUCCGCCUGGAGAAUCCGGACACGAAAUGGGAUGGUAACCCUUUGUGCUCCUCCUGGCUGCAGUCGGUGCGAUUUUACCUGCCGCAGAUGAAUCUCUUCAAUCUGAUGGCACUGCACCGACCCUACAUCUUUAACAGGCAGAAGAGUCGGACAGAGGCGCUCAAGGCCAGCAUUGAAAUGUUGCAUCGGCAGAUGCUCACAUUCCAAGGCCUUGACGCUGGAUCGUGGCGAAAUUUCUCGCUGUUCUUUGGUAGCUUUGACGCAGUGGUGCUCAUGGCGUCGAUUUAUAUCCUGUUUCCCAAGGAGAACCUGGAUAUGGCAGGCAGCGCCAUGCAACACUUCCACUGGACAACGGAGAGCAGUAGGAAACCCAGCGCCACCAGCGAGCCUGUCAAGCCUGGCAUCCCAGACAACCCCGGCAUCGACGGCAGACAACAGCAGUCUUUCAGGCCGCGGAUCGGUGUCAACAGCGACAGCGGCCACGGCAGAUACGCCAGUGAGCAAGAGCAGUACGGUGGCGACACCGACAUCACUGCCCAUAGCAUCAGACGCGGCAUCGGCGUAUCCUUUGCCGUCCUCUACCUCGGACUGGAACAUACCCAACACCUGGGACUUCACGUCGAUUGCGCCACUGUUCCCGAUGGGAGACCUCAUUUACCACGACCUAAACGGCAUACCGGAUGA